Molecule: messenger RNA, 4768 nt
Organism: Xiphias gladius (swordfish)
Lineage: Eukaryota; Metazoa; Chordata; Actinopteri; Istiophoriformes; Xiphiidae
Gene: ano2a
Product: anoctamin-1
Exons: 27
Coding region: 296-4240 (1314 amino acids)
Biological process (GO): chloride transmembrane transport
Cellular component (GO): plasma membrane
Molecular function (GO): chloride channel activity; protein dimerization activity
Source: RefSeq, a predicted model, not a curated record
UUUCAAAAUGAUUCAAAUCGAACAAAUCUGAUAAGGUCUGAUUUAGUUGCAGCGCUCGCAACUUCACGACUUUUGCGACGGGUCGCAACUAGACAUCGCUUCGUUUUAAGACGGUCCCAUGCCAGAAGCUUCGCGAACCAUUGAGUAUCACUACAUAAAACAGAAGUGACAUGUUCUCCAUUUCGCUCUCGGCUCUGUGUUUGCUAACACACGGUGAACUGGGAUUAUCGUGGAUGUGUGUGCAUCCUGCAUGUAGGGAUGAAACGCAAAAGAACGUAUACCCGUCACCACAGAAAUGAGUGAGUCGUCGUCAGUUCACUCGGUGAAGCUUGUUUCGUUGGCCAGAUCACUGUCCGGGCUUGGGCUCGAUGCCGCCAAUGGAGGCCUCAUCGGCCCCCCAGACAACGACGAGCCCCCUCCCCCGGAGUCCGGCAUUGAUCUAGGCCCUGGGCUUUUUUUCGCUGAUGGCAAGAGAAAAGUGGACUAUGUCCUUUGCUACAAAUACAAAAAAAGGCAUGCUUCCAAGUCACGCCUUUCCAUUUCAUCCAAUGGGAGUAUACCAAUACAAAUACCAGGCCAAUGGGAAGCAGAAGCAGAGGCUGGGGAGGCAGGGGCACCUGCCGGAGACGUGGAGGAGUCAAAGCUGUCCGAGGAGGAGAAGGCUUUAAUGAGAGAAGAGUUUGAGGCGGGACUACUGGAAGCUGGACUGCAGAUAGAACGCGAUAAAGAGAGGUCAAAUGGCAUAGGGUUCAUUCGGCUGCACAUCCCGUGGCCAAUACUCAGUCGCGAAGCAGAGCUCCAGAAGAUCAAAGUUGCUGUGAAAAAGAAGUGCGAACUGCGGAAACGGACGGGCAUUGCUGGGAAAUGGGACUCCAUCGUGACCAAAGUCAACACGCCGUUUAAACCGGACGUCCCUGACUUUGACGUCCACAGGGACUCAAAGACACGAGUCCAUUUCAAAACCAUCAAACACCAUUUUAUCAGAGACAAGCUCCACCUGUAUGACAUCAAGUCAACAGAAACCUUAUUUGAUAAUGCAACACGCAGCAGAAUAGUGGCGGAGAUUAUUUCGCGUACUACCUGCAGACAAACUUGCCAAACCACUGGCAUCAACUCAUUAUUGGCUCGGGGUGUCUACGACUCUGCCUUCCCUCUGCAUGAUGGGUCGUUCACAAGGAGAGGACGGAAAGAUCAGCAAAAUGACAGACAGCUCCUGCACGAAGAAUGGGCUAACUAUGGAGUCAUGCAUAAAUACCAGCCUGUGGACCUGAUCAGGAAAUACUUUGGAGAGCAGAUCGGGUUGUAUUUUGCCUGGCUGGGUGUUUAUACUCAGCUCCUCAUCCCUCCCUCUGUACUGGGCAUCAUUGUAUUCCUGUAUGGCAUAUUCACCGUGGAUGCCAAUGUGCCAAGUCAGGAGACCUGCGAUGACAACCUGAACAUCACCAUGUGCCCACUGUGUGAUGGAGUGUGCGACUACUGGCGUCUGAGUACGGUGUGCUCACUGGCCCGGGCUUCAUACCUGUUUGACAAUGGAGCCACUGUCCUCUUUGCUAUUUUCAUGUCUCUGUGGGCUGCCUGUUUCCUUGAGCACUGGAAAAGGCGACAGAUGUGUCUGAAACAUACCUGGGACCUGACGAGCUUGGAGGAUGAGGAGGAGGAGAUGAGGCCUGAGUAUGAAGAAGCUUUACAGGAGAAAAAAGCCAAGAUGAAAGCACAGUCCAGGAAGAAGUUGACUCAAGCUGGAGAUGGUGCAGAUGGCGAAACAGACCAGAUGCUGGCCUCCCAGCAAGAGCCAGAGUCUCUGGACAUUGAGGAUCACCUGUCCGGGUACCUCAUCAAUGUGUCCACCUUACUGCUACUGAUCUUCGUGACCUUCUCGGCAGUGUUUGGGGUGGCAGUUUACCGUAUCUGCAUGUUAAGUGUGUGGUCAAUGAACCCUGAUCCUGAAGCCAAGGCCAGUGUGAGGAUGACUGUCACCACCACAGGCAUCAUCCUCAACAUGCUGGUGGUUCUGGUGUUGGAGGAGGUUUAUGGAGCAAUCGCUGUGUGGCUGACUGAACUGGAACUCCCUAAGACAAAGGAAGAGUUUGAAGAGAGGCUGAUCUUCAAGUCUUUCUUUCUCAAAUCCAUGAACGCCUUUGCACCUAUUUUCUAUGUGGCCUUCUUCAAGGGCAGGUUUGCUGGGCGGCCCGGCGAUUAUGUUUACGUCUUUGGAGACUAUCGCAUGGAGGAAUGUGCUCCUCCAGGGUGCCUCAUCGAACUUUGCAUCCAGCUCAGCAUGAUCAUGCUCGGAAAGCAGCUCAUCCAGAACAAUGUGUUUGAGGUCCUCAUACCUAAGCUGAAAAAGAUGUACAGAACAAUACAGGAACAAAAAGGAAAGAAAAGAGCAGCAGAAGAUGAGGAGAAUGAAACAGAAGAGAAGAGACCAAAACAACAAUUUGACAAAGAUUUCACCCUUGAACCCUUUGAAGGCGUCACCCCAGAGUACAUGGAAAUGAUAAUUCAGUACGGGUUCGUGUCUCUGUUCGUGGCCUCCUUCCCGCUGGCGCCAGCGUUCGCCCUGCUCAACAACGUGAUCGAGAUUCGCCUGGAUGCUGCAAAAUUUGUCACUGAGAUCCGGCGGCCCGACGCUGUGAGGUGUAAAGACAUAGGGAUUUGGUACAACAUUCUCUGUGGAAUCAGCAAGUUCUCUGUCAUUACCAAUGCGUUUGUCAUCUCCUUCACGUCAGAGUUCGUUCCACGAAUGGUUUACCAGUACAUGUACAGUGUAAAUGGCACCAUGAAUGGCUACACAGAGCACUCCCUCUCUUACUUUAAUGUCAGCAACUUCCCACCGGGCACUGCGCCCACCUCCACCCUCAUCACAGGAGUCUCAAUGUGCAGGUAUAAGGACUACAGAGACCCACCGUGGGCACCAGAUGCCUACACCUUCUCUAAACAGUACUGGUCUGUCCUGGCAGCAAAACUUGCCUUUGUAAUAUUCUUCCAGAACCUUGCCAUGUUCCUAAGCAUGUUGGUUGCCUGGAUGAUCCCAGACGUACCACGGUCUCUGCGGGAACAGCUGAAGAAAGAGAACAUGAUGCUGAUGGAGUUCCUGCUGAAUCAAGACCAAGAAGCACGUGCCAAAUCUCACUCCCCAAAACGCUCCAUCCCCUGCUUCCCCACCAACAUAGACAUUGUGGUGGAGGCUCUACCAGAAGAGCAAGAGGAGCAGCAAGUGGAGGAGGAGGAGGAAGAGGCGGUUGAGGUCAGUUUGGAUGAACCCAGAACGACCAGUCGCAGUGAUCCAGAGGUCUGGAGGACAUUCGAAAAAGUCGAAGAUAAUGGACAGAUACAGCGAGAAGGUGAAGGAGAAGAUGAGGGUGGAGAGGUUGAAAGGGAAGAAAAGGAAAAACAUGGAGAAGAAAAUGAAGGGGGUGGUACGGGGGAUAAUGAGCAAGAGGGAGUAAAAGAAAAAGAGGAUGGUGGACAAAGACAGGAAGAAGAAAAUGAAGCGAAGGCAGAUGAGAAGAAUUUUAAUGUUGAUCUGGACUCCUUCAUGAGCGAGCUGGGCCUGUUAGAUGAGGAACCCUCAUCGAGCAUAUCUAGAGAUACAGGGCUUCUCCGCUCAGUCUCCAAACAGGAAUACCGGAAAGAUCAGGAACCUCUGUCAAAUCCAUCAUCCAAAGGAGGCUCAUCUGAGAGUCUGAAGGGCUCCAGGGCACAAUUUACAACAUCAGAUAUUGACACUAGGCCGUUCUCACUCAUUGCUCCUCCUCCCAGAGAGCCAGUCUCAAGGGCAAAGGCCCGUUGCUCCACCUUGCCUUCCCGCCACAGAGGGGCUGAGGCUUGUUACAGCCUGCCCCGGCCCAGCCACUCCACCAGCCUCACAAGGUUGCAGCAGACGGCCACACUCACUCCUCUGAUUCCCCUGGGGUCGUCAUUAUCGGCCUCAUCCAGCCCAUUCCCUCGCCCGCACACACCUGUGUCACCUUCAUCUCCACAUCCCACACGGUCCCCAUCGCUCAACCCCGAGUCCCCACAGCCAAAAGCCCCCAGUGAAUUGUUUGCGCUGAAAGGCCCUCCGCCCCAACAGCCACGCUCCAGGGGCAAAGCCCGGUGCUCCACCCUGCCUCCACGACAAAGAGCACCUGGUCCUGAGGAACACUCCACCAAGCCUAGCCAUUCCACCAGCUUUACAAAGCUGGGAGACCGCAUCCCCCCUUCCCCAAGUGAACUGAAGCGCAACACGCCAGUAUGAGGAGAGCUUGAAGGUGAAUGAAAGGGACAGAGGGUGGCAGAGGGAGGGGUUGGGCUAUCCAGAUUAGCCUCUCCUGCCUGUGCCUGGAGCCUCACCCCUCCGUCUCUCCUCCCCAUGUGCAUACAUAAGACCUGGGGUCUGAAGAGAGACCAUCCAGAUCAACUGAACCUCCUUUUUAUCCUCUUAAUCCUCACAGAGAUGUUUAUAAUGCUCAGUGGUUUAGGGCUGAUCCUGACAAGGGAAGUGUUGGACAAUUCCGAGAAAGACUGCCUGGAGACUCUCCUUGCCAUGCCCAAAGGAAACACCACUGGAACUUUAACUCUUUCUAUUCUUUUUUUUGUUUGUUUGUUUGUUUGUUUUUGCUCGCAGCCACAGCCCCCUCUGUUAUUUUCAGGCCCACACAUGCAGCAGUGCUGCCUUGUAGACCAGAGCAAGAUGGAAAUGUAUACAGCACAGUUAGUAUCACCAGUUAUGCUUGUAGAUCUACUGUUUAUUUUUAGAAGUUUUGAUAUUUUAAAAAAAUUCUAA